Molecule: messenger RNA, 1482 nt
Organism: Komagataella phaffii GS115
Lineage: Eukaryota; Fungi; Ascomycota; Pichiomycetes; Pichiales; Pichiaceae
Exons: 1
Coding region: 1-1482 (493 amino acids)
Molecular function (GO): monooxygenase activity; oxidoreductase activity, acting on paired donors, with incorporation or reduction of molecular oxygen
Source: RefSeq, a predicted model, not a curated record
AUGACCAAGGAAAAUGAAGCCAAGAGGCAGAAAACCUCUCAACCAAAAGCGAAGAAGCAAUUGAUUAUCAAUGCUUUCAUGUCAGGCUCUUCGGGUAACCAAUCGCCAGGACUGUGGUCGUACCCUGGAGACAAAUCAACAGAGUAUACUACCCUAGAUUACUGGGUGGAGUUAGCUCAAAAGCUGGAAAAGGCCAAAUUCCAUUCUAUCUUCAUUGCCGAUGUUCUGGGUGGAUAUGACGUUUACAAUGGACCUGGAAACUACAGUGCUGCUGCAAAAUCUGGUGCCCAAUUUCCAAUGAUUGAACCAAGUGCUGCAGUUACUGCCAUGGCUGCUGCUACCAAGUCAAUAACGUUCGGAGUGACUUUUUCCACUAUAAGUGAGGCACCUUAUCAUUUUGCAAGAAGAUUGGGAACUUUAGAUCUGCUGACAAACGGAAGAGUCGGCUGGAAUAUCGUCUCUUCGUAUCUUGACAGUGCCGCCAGAAAUCUUUUGAAUGGAGAACCACUCCCUCUCCAUGCAGACCGUUAUAAGAGAGCCGAAGAAUUCCUACAAGUUGUAUAUCGGUUAUUCCUUUCUUCAUGGAGAGACGAUGCUUAUAAAUUGGAUAAGAAAACCAGAACCUUUGCUGACCCAAAACUUAUUAGAACUAUCGACCACGUUGGAGAGUUCUUCAAUGUCCCAGGCCCCCAGUUCCUACCACCCACUCCUCAGAGACUACCGCUGAUUUUGCAGGCUGGUACUUCCAAGGUUGGUAUGGAUUAUGCUGCAAAACAUGCAGAGGUUGUCUUUUUAGCUUCAUUUGACCCAGAGUCACUCCAAGAAAAAAUCAAAACAGUGAGAGAUAUCGCUGAAACCAAGUACAACAGACCAAGAGAUUCAAUCAAAUUCUUAAUUUUGAUAACAGUAGUCAUAGCUGAUACACACGAAGAUGCCGUGAAGAGAUACGAAGAUCUCGCCAGUUAUGCUGAUCUGGAAGGGGCCCAAGCACUGUUCAGUGGUUGGACUGGAAUAGAUAUUGGAAAGUAUGGUGAAGAUGAACCUCUUGAGCAUGUGGAAUCUAACGCUAUUAAGAGCCAUGUUAAGAACUGGACUAAGUUCAAGGACAAUAAGCCUAGAGCCAGAAAAGAUAUCGCUAAACAGAUUGGAGUUGGAGGCUCAGGUCCCUUACUUGUUGGAUCUGUACAAGAGAUAGCCGACGAGCUUGAGAGAUGGGCAGAAGUCUCUGACCUCGAUGGCUUUAACUUCGCUUACGCAGAUUACCCCCAAACUUUUGAUGAUAUCAUUGAAAAACUGCUUCCAGAGUUGAACAAGAGAGGUGUGUUCUGGGAUGAUUAUAAAAUUCCAGGUGGAACCUUCAGAGAGAGCGUGUUUGGAAGAAAGUUCGUUGAUAAGGAUCAUCCUGCUUAUGAUCUGAGAUGGAGAAGUGACCAAACUAGGGAGGAGUUUGAAAAGAAACUGGCUGAAUUGGAGAAAAAAUAA